AUGAAACUCAUCGUCGCGAUCAUUCAGCCCAGCCGCCUGGAGGCGGUGAAGACCGCACUCAGUGAAGUCGAGGUCGUCCGUCUCACGGUGAUGGACGUGCAAGGGUUUGGUCGCCAGCAGGGGCAUCCUGAGCAGUUCCGCAAGCACGAAGUGAGCGUGAAUCUGGUCCGAAAAGUCCAGCUUCAAAUCGCCGUGAACGACAAGUUCGUAGAGCCCACGAUCGAGGCCAUCCUUAAGGGCGGACGUACGGGCGAUACCGGCGAGAUUGGCGACGGGAAGAUUUUCAUUCUCCCCCUGGAAGACUGCAUUCGCAUCCGCACCGGUGAGCAAGGAGGCGAUCUCGACAUGCAUCGUGACAUUACCCGCCGCACGAUUCGAGUAGCGGCAGCUUUCUUUGCCAUCGGUUGUGGGGCUCUGUUCCCCCUAGUUGUGACUGGCCAGGAGGAAGCUGCCUCAGGCGAGGUAGUCGAGUCGCCUGAGACUUCGAUUUCCUUGGAUUUCACCACGCUGGUGGUUCUGCCCUCAGACAUACAACUUUCCAGCACCGAAGCUCGCCAGCGGCUGUUAGUCGAGCGGCAGCGUGCGAUCGGUGACGAAGGCGACAUGGCGUACGUGGCCGACGUCUCAGAGGAAGCGACAUUCGCCAGCAGCGACGAAUCGGUCGCGGUGGUCGAAGACGGAAUUCUCCUACCGCGCGGCGACGGACAGGCCACCAUCACGGCCAGCAUUGGCGAUGAGCAAGCCACGGUGAACGUGACCGUAAGCAACCAACAGCAGCCCUUUCAAUGGAGCUUUCGGAAUCACGUUCAAUCGGUGCUGACCAAAACCGGCUGCAACUCGGGGGCCUGUCAUGGUGCUCAGGCCGGGAAGAAUGGUUUCAAGCUUUCGCUUCGCGGGUACGAUCCGUUCGGCGAUUACGACGUUCUUACGCGACAAGCGCGGGGCAGAAGAAUCGUCCCUACCGAUCCCGGUCGCAGCCUGGUUUUGCUCAAGCCGGCCGGUGCGGUGCCGCACAAAGGUGGGUUUCGUUUCGACGUGGAUAGUCGCGAGUAUCGUGUGCUAGCCGAGUGGAUCGCCGCCGCCACGCCACCACCGACGGAAGACGAUCCCCGCAUCGAACACAUUGAGGUAUUGCCCGAGCAAGCUGUGCUUGGUGUUGACGCAACGCAGCAGCUCAUCGUAAAGGCCCGAUUCAGUGAUGGGCACGAGGAGGACGUAACUCCCUGGGUCAAAUAUGAAGCGACGAACAGCUCUGUGGCCGAAGUCGACGAUCAGGGACGUGUGCAAGUGGUCGGCGAGGGUGAAGGCGUGAUCACCGUGUGGUACCUGAGUCGCGUGACCACUGCCACGAUCACGGUGCCCCUUACUCAGGAAUUACCAGAGAACACCUUUGCCGAAUCGCCCCGUCGGAACUUCAUCGACGACCUGGUGCUCGAGAAACUGGAAAGCAUCAAUAUGCCGCCCUCACCUCGCUGCUCCGAUUCGGAGUUCAUCCGUAGGGCCUACCUCGACACGAUUGGUGUCCUGCCGACUGCCGAACGCACUCGAGAGUUCCUUGCCGAAACCAGCGAAGACAAACGCGAUCGGCUGAUCGAGGAAUUAUUGGAACGGCCCGAGUUUGUCGACUACUGGGCCUACAAGUGGUCGGAUUUGCUGCUGGUCAACUCAUCGAGCUUACAGCCGCCCGCGAUGUGGGCCUACUACGAUUGGGUGCGGAAUAAUGUGGCUGCAAAUACUCCGUGGGACGAGAUGGUUCGCGAUGUGCUGACCGCCACGGGCAGCACGCUCGAGAACGGGGCGACCAACUUCUACGUGCUGCAUCAAGAUCCGGCCGACUUGACUGAGACCACAUCCCAGGCGUUUCUCGGCAUGUCGAUUAUGUGCGCGAAGUGCCACAACCACCCGCUGGAGAAAUGGACCAACGACCAGUACUACGCCAUGGCCAAUCUGUAUGCCCGCGUUCGGGUGAAAGAUGCAGAUGGGGCCGGGCAUAGCAUUGUCUUCAAUACCGAUCGCGGUGACCUGGUGCAGCCGCUACGUGGCGAACCCCAACCGCCGACGCCGCUCGAUGGCGAACCGUUGCCGCUGGACUCACAGGCCGAUCGCCGGGCGCAUUUGGCCGAUUGGGUCGUGUCACCGGAGAACCCUUACUUCGCCCGGGCCAUCACCAACCGGGUGUGGGCGAACUUCUUCGAUGCUGGAUUGGUCGAAUCGGUGGACGACUUGCGUCUAACGAACCCGGCCAGCAACGGGAAACUGUUGGCCGCCGUGUCUCAGCAUCUGAUCGACAACGAGUUCGAUCUGAAAACCCUGAUGCGAACCAUCCUUCAGUCGGAAACUUACCAACGCGAUAGCAAACCGUUAGAAGGAAACGUGGGGGACGAGCGAUUCUAUUCCCGCUACUACCCCCGACGGUUGAUGGCCGAAGUGCUGCUCGAUGCCACAUCUCAGGUGACGAUGGCCCCGGCACAGUUUGCUGGCUAUCCCGCUGGCUGGCGAGCGAUGCAGUUGCCCGACUCGAGCGUCGACUCGUACUUUUUGAAGACCUUCGGCCGCCCCGAGCGGGUGAUCACUUGCGAGUGCGAGCGGACCGAAGCUCCCAGCAUGGUACAGGUGCUGCAUCUCUCCAACGGCGACACAUUGAACCAGAAGCUGGCCGCCGCGGGGAAUCGCAUCGAAAAACUGCUCGCGGAGAAUGCCUCGCCCGAACAGAUCGUUGAAGAGGCUUACCUGAACGCGCUGAGCCGGUAUCCGACCGACGAGGAACGUGAGCAGCUUCUGCAAGUUUUCGCCGAUACACCGGCCGAGGAACGCAGAGCUGCAACCGAAGACCUGUUCUGGAGCAUCCUCACCAGCAAAGAAUUCUUGUUCAACCACUAA
This is a messenger RNA of Cladocopium goreaui, 2880 nucleotides long. NCBI's taxonomy places the organism in Eukaryota, Dinophyceae, Suessiales, Symbiodiniaceae. The record is from the annotation of a GenBank genome assembly.